Molecule: messenger RNA, 786 nt
Organism: Hyposmocoma kahamanoa
Lineage: Eukaryota; Metazoa; Arthropoda; Insecta; Lepidoptera; Cosmopterigidae
Gene: SCAR
Product: wiskott-Aldrich syndrome protein family member 3-like
Exons: 4
Coding region: 57-758 (233 amino acids)
Biological process (GO): positive regulation of Arp2/3 complex-mediated actin nucleation; actin cytoskeleton organization
Cellular component (GO): cytoskeleton; SCAR complex
Molecular function (GO): protein kinase A regulatory subunit binding; Arp2/3 complex binding; actin binding
Source: RefSeq, a predicted model, not a curated record
CUACAACAUUGUUGUUUCAGUGAUGCAGUCCAGAUAGCCGGUGCGCGCGCGCAGCCAUGCCGCUGCCCAAGCGCUGCGUGGAGCCGGUCCACGUGUCGCGCGGGACCGUGCCCGAGCGGCUCGCCGUGCCGUCCGAACUCGAAGCCGUCACUAAUGGAACACUCGCUCAUACCGUCAGACAAUUAUCGUCGCUGUCAAAACAUGCGGAGGAUAUGUUUGGUGAGCUCACCCGAGAGGCCACCAACCUGGCCGAGAGGACCAAUGUGCUGCAGGCAAGAAUAGAUCGGCUCGCCAUACAGGUCACGCAACUAGACUCUGGAGUCGAAGAAGGCAUGAUGUCAUCGGAGGAGCCGGACGCAAUGGUACCGCCGCCGCCUCCUCCCGCACCCCCUGCGCCGCCUGCACUCCCGCUGGAGCCGUCGCCACCGCCGCCUGAAGAUGACCGGCCGCGCCCACCGUCGCCCGGCGCGCUGCUGCGCGGCGCCUCCGCGCUCAAGCCCCCGCGCCCGCAGGCUGAUCCGCAGCCCGAUCCGCGCUCCGAUCUACUCAAGGCCAUUCGCGACGGCAUAAAGCUGCGGAAGGUGGAGAAGCGUGUGGACGACUCGACCGGGCGGUACGACACUCUGCGCGGCGUGCCCGCUUUCCUGGACGUGGCGUCGAUUCUGGCGCGACGCGUGGCCGUGGAGCUCAGCGAUACCAGCUCCGGCGCUGACUCUGACUCCGACGACUCCGAACAGUGGACGGAGAGUCGCGCGUGACGCCGCGCCUCCCCGCGUCGCGAGCCCC